Molecule: messenger RNA, 1522 nt
Organism: Oreochromis niloticus (Nile tilapia)
Lineage: Eukaryota; Metazoa; Chordata; Actinopteri; Cichliformes; Cichlidae
Gene: hacd2
Product: 3-hydroxyacyl-CoA dehydratase 2
Exons: 7
Coding region: 93-827 (244 amino acids)
Biological process (GO): sphingolipid biosynthetic process; fatty acid elongation; very long-chain fatty acid biosynthetic process
Cellular component (GO): endoplasmic reticulum membrane
Molecular function (GO): 3-hydroxyacyl-CoA dehydratase activity
Source: RefSeq, a predicted model, not a curated record
CCCGUUUCAGUACGACACUUCCUGGUGUGGCCCAUGUUCCUUCCCUGACAGCCGCCGUCGUUCAGGAGCGGAGACCGUUGAUAGUUGCAGUUAUGUCGGCAGCUGCUUCGGGGACCAGCAAGGCGGCCCACGGCGAUGUGGCUGCGAAGAGAAAGAAGGGACCCGGUGCCCUGGCCACGGCAUAUCUCGUCAUUUACAACGUUGUUAUGACAGCGGGGUGGCUGGUGAUAGCUGUGGGUUUGGUCCGAGCUUACCUGGCCAGAGGAAGCUACCAUGGGCUGUAUUACUCCAUAGAGAAACCUCUGAAGUUCUUUCAGACUGGAGCUGUUCUCGAGAUACUGCACUGUGCUGUAGGAAUCGUACCAUCCUCUGUGGUCCUGACUGGAUUCCAGGUCAUGUCCCGGGUCUUCCUCACAUGGGCCGUCACGCACAGCGUCAGAGAGGUUCAAAGUGAGGACAGUGUGCUGCUGUUUGUCACAGCCUGGACUGUCACAGAGAUCAUCCGCUACUCCUUCUACACCUUCAGCCUGCUCAAUCACCUGCCAUACCUCAUCAAAUGGGCUAGGUACACCUUCUUCAUCGUGUUGUAUCCCAUGGGAGUGACUGGGGAACUGCUGACUAUCUAUGCAGCGCUGCCAUACGUGCAGAAGACAGGCCUGUACUCUGUCACCUUACCCAACAAGUACAACUUCUCUUUCGACUACUACACCUUCCUCAUCCUCAUCAUGAUUUCCUACAUUCCCCUCUUUCCCCAGCUCUACUUCCACAUGAUCCGGCAGAGGAAGAAGGUGCUGGGUCACAUAGAGGACUACGGCAAAGUGGAGUGAGCCCAGUGGCAUUCAGCAAGAUUGAAACGAGGGGGGAAAAAUGAAAAAGAAACCAAAACAUCAAAUAAACGAGGAACAAAAUUACGCCCGCUUAUUGGAAACACGAAGCCCGACCAGGUUUAAACUGCCAGAACUGACCUGGCAGACGGUCCAAUUAUCAAGCAACUUUCUUUAAUACAGCCGUUGUUUUGGUUGGACACAAAGAACUGGUGUUAUCUUUUUGUUUUGUUUUUUUCUCUUUUAUAUUAUUCAUGAACAAACUUACAGAGCUACUUUUGUUUAGUCAGAGAGCUUGCAGCUGUGAAGGAUCUGUAUUUUGACUUGGGUACAGUUGAGCUGCUGUCUGAGCAGUGAGCAGAGCUCCAUCACUUAAAGCUUGAUUCGAAUUAUACAGUGAUAUAAUUCAUACCUCUCUCCGCUUCCCUUCCCCUCUUUUUAAAAGACACUAAAAAAAAAAGUAGAGUAGAUUUGUUGCCUCCCCAUGACUCGUAUUUUGGUUUCUUUUAAGACGCUUUGCUUUAGAAAGAACGAUGUGAAGUCUAAUACUGAAAAUUGGUGUCUGUAGGUUUUGCAGGUACAGUGUUCGUUGCUGCAAACUGUGGUCCAGAUGUUUGUGUUCUGUCAUUUAUUUUAUUUAAAAGUUUGAUUACAUUCCUGAUUUAGUUCAAUAAACCUUUCAUUCCAUGCUUGCAUGC